Molecule: messenger RNA, 2130 nt
Organism: Procambarus clarkii (red swamp crayfish)
Lineage: Eukaryota; Metazoa; Arthropoda; Malacostraca; Decapoda; Cambaridae
Source: RefSeq, a predicted model, not a curated record
UGGGAUAUGAGGACAAGGAGCUAGAAUAUAAGGCCAAGGAGCUAGAAUAUAAGAACAAGGAGCUAGAAUAUGAGCUCAAGGAGCUUCGAUAAGAAGCCGGAGCCAAAGAAAGAUGCUCAAAAAACACUGAGCCUGACAGAAAUCGAACCCCCAACCCAGCAGGACACGAGUCCGUCCCUGUACCGACCAGUCCUAGUGGCUUGGGCCUGGACAUCACCAUUUAGUCCAAGAAAGAAGGCUUGGACGACGAAAAUAUUCCUUCAUCGGAGCCGUGUCUCUCGUAUUUCAGAUACUCAAGUUACAAGAGAGUUAUCAAAGACAGCCGAACACACACAGGAAGAUGGUCACACACAGGAAGCUGAGACGUUUGGUGGGCUGGACAACUGUCUCUAUAGUGGUGGCGGUGCUGGUGGUCAGUUCGGGGGUGCCCAGGACGCUGCUGGCGGUGGACAACGAGGAGAUGGUGGUGCGCUUCCUGUGGGAGGAGCAGCAGCAGCACCUGCAGGAGGCCCUGGCGAGGGCAGAGGGCCCCCUCCAAGCCGACGACCCGCAGCUCAUAUGGCUACUGCGGCGAAGGUACCUGGACCCGCCCUCACCUGGACCACGGAACCUUAUGGCGGACCACACAGGACCAACAGCCAAGAGGUACAACCUGUAUAAAACAACCUUUAACUCCUGGAUCAGAACGAACACCAUUGUGAAGAGGUUAUUCUCUGAUGCGCCCCCGGGGUUCUUCCUGGAGGCUGGGGCCCUCGAUGGGGAAUUCAUCUCCAAUACGUUAUUCCUGGAACGAGAGCUGGGGUGGACAGGCUUGUUGGUGGAGGCGGACUCCAUCCUCUAUGCUGAUAUUCCAGGCAAGCGACGGAACGCUUGGGCAUCCCACUCCUGUCUCUCCCUGGCACCCUACGCCCAGAAACUCACCUUCGAAGCCUACCACGCCGACGCCUGGGCUUCCAUCGAUACCCGCCUGUUGGUUCGCUCUACAGGAAACCUAGCAGACGUGAUAGCUCCCGCGGCUGGUCAAAUGGGAACCAAAGAGAGGCAGAAGGUCCAGUGCUUCCCGCUCUAUUCUUAUCUACUGGCUCUCAACGUCACCUCCGUCCAGUAUCUUAGCCUCGAUGUUGAAGGCGCCGAGGCUGAUAUUCUCUUGAGUUUUCCGUGGGAAAAGGCUAACGUCACAGUGUGGAGCAUCGAACACCGGCCUUACAAUUCGCACUUCAGGGACCUGUACUCGAAGCCUCAUGAAACUCCCAGCACCACACCGCAAGCGAUGGAGAGCCGCAAGAAGCCAACCCUACACAAGCAGGACGACGCAGCUUCACCGCGGGUCGUUAUCCAAGUCGAGAAGCGGGUCGUGUACACGAACCAACACGACCCAGCAGCAGGCAAGGACGACUACUUCGUGAGGUUCAUGACAGAGCGAGGCUACGUUCUCUAUGACUACUGGGACGGUGACUACACCUUCAUCAAGAGGAAUUCCAGCAUUUGUGAUAAACAUUGUCCAGUUCUGUAGCCUCAGAUUUAUUAUACAGUACGUUCGGUGGGGGCUUGGGGACUUUCGGAGCAGUGGAGAGGGAGGACCUGCUGCCUGGGUAACAGCUUCUCCAUAUCAACCUACCCUGGCUUUGCGCCCUGGUGAGGCCACUCCAGAGCACAACUCCAUAGUCUCCCGAGACUGAUGGAUGCCUACUACUACUACGUUCUUGUACUUUGAAGUUCACGGAAAAAUUAAUUUGUAGGCUUUAUUUUUGCCUACUUUUUUAAACUGUUUAGGAAUAUUUCUUACAAUUCUUAAUAUAAUUUAAACAAUAACAACACACUGAAAGCUUCAGAUGUAAACAAUGUGUAUUCUUACCCAUUGCAAACUUUAACUGGUUAUUAUUAUGUUACUGUUUAGUAAACUCCAGUUUACCUUCCUAAGUUUGGUGUUGUGCAAAAGGCCUGUCAACCUCUAGAGGGUUAUUAAGGCCACCACAAACAUGUAAACCAACCCCCAGCAUGUAUACUUUAGCCCAGGACUAAAGUAAACUUGAAUAUAAAUAUAUACACCAUCCCUGUAAGUUAUUAAGAUAGAUAUUAUUAAUUACUGCCGAUGUACUUUCCUAUUACCUCGUAAACUUUAUGGAGUGG